Molecule: messenger RNA, 8193 nt
Organism: Caenorhabditis auriculariae
Lineage: Eukaryota; Metazoa; Nematoda; Chromadorea; Rhabditida; Rhabditidae
Source: the annotation of a GenBank genome assembly
AUGGGCGGGUUUUCAUUAUUAUCGCGGUCGACAAAGCCGAUCUAUGCAAAAGUUAGCACGAUGGAAGCCGACUUGGACAGAAUCGUUCUUGAGGUUUUCAUAUCAUUUUGAGUUGUAAUCCGUUUUAUGAAAUUUUCAGCGAACCUGGACUGGUAGAAACUUAUUUGACGCAGUUUGUCGGAUAAUCGGCCUCCGGGAAGUUUGGUUUUUUGGCUUGCAAUUCACAAACAAGAAGAGGAUCCCUUGCUGGUUGCAAAUGGAUAAGACGGUCAGUUCAUUGAAUUUAUAAAUUCUUCAUUCAAAGAACUUUCCAAAUUUUUUUUUCAAGUAUUUUCAUUAGGUUGUUUAAAGGAGCACAGACUCUAUUUUUCCUCGAAUCUUUAAAGCGAAAAGCCGUUUUCAUAUUUCUUGGGUUCUUGUAAGAAUAUUAGAUAUUUUGUUCAAGCCCUCUUCAGUUCUGCUGAAAAUAUUUCCUUGAAAAGGGGGUUAUUCUCUGGGCCCUCCCCGUCUCUCGACUUCCCUCUCCUGUUGACGUAAUAUUUUCACGUUACUCUGACCUCACCGGUGAGGGAACAGAGAGACGCAGCCACUUGAAAACUGUCAAGUCGCGGCGAACAUCCUAUAAAAGUCUUGAAAAUUUUUUCCAGAGAAAAAAGGAAAAAAUUUUCGUUUUCUUAAAAAAAAAGUUCAGAUAUGCAGCCAAGACGUGCCCAACGAAUCGGAUGGAAGCCUCCAUUUCCUGUUCCUCGUCAAAUUCUACCCGGAAGACGUCGAACCCGAACUCAUCCUCGAUCUAACCCGUCAUCUUUUCUUCCUGCAAAUCAAACAAGCCAUCCUUUCGAUGGAUCUGUACUGUUCGCCGGAAGCCAGUGUCCUUCUCGCCAGUUUUGCCGUUCAAGCAAUGGUUUGCUCAUUUUUCUCACUUCAUUUUAUUGAUUUUGAAACAGAAGAACUUUAUUCGAAGAAAAUUUUUUGUUACAGGACACAACUUUUUUCUGUUUGAAACGUAAGUUUCAUGUUGUAUCGUGCUGUUUUUGUGGGGGAUUUUAAGAUUUUUUCUCAUUUUUUGGGAUAAAGUUUUUGGGAAAAUUUUUAGUGGCACUAUAGAGUCAAUCCAGUAUUCCUUCCAGUAACUCUGAUAAUUAAAAAAAACAGAGUGGACCAGUUAUGACGAUUCAUUGACCCCUAAAGUGGUCUAGUAGUCUAGUAGCACUUAGACCUCUACAGUGACCACUAAUUUUCAACCCCUUAAGUGGCCAUUAAAACGUCAAAACCCUAUAGUGGCCAAUUUUUACAAAUCAACUGAGAGUUCAAUAAUUUUUUUCGAUGGAAUGAUCAAUAUUUUUUUAACAACUGCAUUUUUUUAGAAAGAAAGGAAAAAUUUUUUUAUUGAUAGGUUUCAUGGAAAAUUCCAACUUUUUUUCAUUUUUGUAGUGAGUUUUCGAAAAAAAUACUAAAUAGUCGAGAUUUUUCCGUAGAAAAACAUUUUUCGAAAAAAAGUUUUUGAGAUUUUUGAACUUUCAUUAAAAACUCUAGAUUUCCCUUUCGAGGAGAAACGAUAUUUUUCAUUCUAUGUUCAUUAUAAAAUAUCUUGGAAGCUUUCUAUCUUUGAGAGAUAUUUUCCGAGAUUCUGAGCGGUUUCAAUGUUUUUUAUCCCUGGAGAAACUAAUUUCGCCCUUCAAAUAUAUGUUGUAGAAGCGUUGAAAGCUUCUCGUUUUGGACUAGUUUUUUCGAUUCUGAGUUUCUAGGCUUUUUUUAAAAUUGAUUUUGCAGCACGGCGAUUGUACUGACGACGUCGGACCCUUGGAUCUGGAAAAGUUGUUGCCGAAAAGCGUGAUCGACCAGUACGACAUGAGCGCCGACAUGUGGAGGGAGAGGAUCAAAAGAUGGUGGAUGAAUAAUGCCGGCCAGACUAGGUGCAUAUCAUGACUUCCUGAAGGGAUGAAAUGGAAGAAAAACGCCUGUAGGGGUAAAAUUUAGGUGGUCCCUAUAGGGGUUUGGGGUCUUAAAAGGGAAGCUUAAUAAAUUCUUUCUCGCAUGGAAAUGCUCCUUCUCACAGGAUUCAUAACAAUAAUCGGCUAGCAUGUCCCCUACACGGGCCACUUUUGCAAGCUUCAGUGGUCCCUACAGGAGAGUUAAGCGGUCGCUAAAGAGAAACCUUCAAGGGCCUUUAGGUUGCCCCUACAGGGAUCACUCUGGAGUUACAAAGAUAUCCUCAUAAUUUUUAUCGAUUUUCUUCUGAAGGGAAGAAGCCGAAAUGGAAUAUCUACGCGUGGCUCAGGACCUCGAGAUGUACGGCAUUUUGUACUAUCCGAUUUGUGUCAGUUCAUUUCUUUGCUAUUGUGAUUUCAAAAGAAAAUCCUCGGAAUAAGCUCAAAAAUCAGCUAAAAACCUCAUUGCUUUGUUUUUAUCAUGAUGUAGAAGCUUGGAAUAAAAUCUCAUUGAAUUUUAGAUAUUUUUUUCUAAAAGAAAAAUGGGUCAUGUUUGGUUUGGAAAAACGCUUCAAAUAUUUACGAUUCAUUCCUUUUUUUCAUUGCUAUCAUAAAUUGAAUUUUUUUCAAUGAAAUGUCAAUGGAUGUCCACGUACGCAGAAAGAACUAAAUUUCCAAGAUAAGAAAUUUCAAAUUUUUUUAUUAGAGAAUUACGUUCAAAAUUGAAAUUAACUAUAAAAAAAUCGGUUUCUUUAAGUUUUUAAAAUGCUUUGGUUAUUUUCCCCAUUUUUGAAUCAAAAAUAUUUUUCUAUUCUUAAAAAAAGUUUCAAGUCGUUCCCAUGACCUCAAUUUUAGGAAUUAAUGAUUUUCAGAACAAGAAAGAGACGGAUUUGCACCUAGGGAUUUCCGCUCAAGGAUUGGGUAUUUAUAAAGGUAUUUAUUUGUUAUAAAAAUGUAGAGGUAAAUAUUUUAUCUGCAGGUGGAAAUAGGAUAACGCCGAGGCCGUUUUUCAGUUGGAGCGAAAUCAAAAAUAUCCAGUUUAAGAGCAAAAAAAGGUUGGUAUUAAAGGGGUGAUUCCAGAUGAAAAAUAGGAAAAUAAGGUUGUGGGAAUAUUUAUUUCGAUCUUGAAUGUGAAACAAAAUCAUAAAAUUAUAUUUCAUAAACUAACCAUUAGGACUUAUUUUUCUUUUUCAAAAAUUUUUUUCUGAAUCCUGAUUACUUUUUUUGUAUGGGAAGAAAACUAGUUGAUUCCAGAAAGCUGGAAAUCAGAAUAAAAAAAGUUGAAAUACCAAUAUUGCUUUUUGGCUUUUUCAGUAGAAAAAAAGAGAAAUCGCAAUUAUAUUCCUGUUCUAAGAAUUUAUACGUAUAAAUCCAACAAUUUUUUUAAAGAUAAAUAAAUUUUUUUUGCAGUUUCACAUGAAAACCGUCGACAAAUCGACGAUUUCUUUCCGUUCGCGCGAAUGUUCCAUUGAUUCCUCGAUUCUGGAUCUUUGCAUCGGAACGCACAAUUUGUACUUGCGGAGGAGGCAGCCCGACACGUUGGAGGUGCAUUUUUGAGAAACUAUUCAUAAAAAUUAGCGAAAGAAAGAACCUUUUUGACAAGGAAGAUUGGUUCAUUUUGUGGUUGGAAAUUUCUUGAAAAUUGGUCAAAAAAAUUUUUUUAUGUGAAUAAUAAAGAUAAAGAUAAAUGAAAAAAAUUCCAGGUAAGGCUUCCGAAAGUUUUAAUUUGUAAAAACUCUUUAUUUAUUGAAAAAAAUAUGGCCCCGAAGCCCCCAAAAUUAGUUUAAAUAGGUUAUUUUGAGGAGGAGCCCUUAUAGAAAAGUCAUAUUAUUUGAGAGAAGAUAUGAAAUAUCAUAAAAAAGCGGGAACAGAACAAGGUGUUUUUAUAAUACUUAUAUAUGAUGAAAAUUCAGUAAUAUUCAAUUCUGAUUGAUUAGUUAUGAUUAGUAGAAAAUGAUUUUCAUAAAUUGAAAUUUGCAAUGAAAAGAGUGAAACAAUGUGAUUUAUAAACUGAAUAGAAGUUAUCAUUUUCCUCCUUCUUGUGCCAUGAAAUAUGUUUUCUCAUUUAGGUCCAACAAAUGAAGGCUCAAGCCAAGGAAGAAAGACAGAGAAGGCAGCAGGAAAUGGCCAAACUCCUGCAUGAACGAGAAGAACGGCUGCAAGCCGAGAAGGAGUGCAACGAACUGAAGGCCAAGAUGGAAAGGAUGAACUUGGAGCUGAACAAGGCCCAGGUACUCAUUCUAAGAGCUUUGAGAACACAUAAAAACAGCAGUUUUCGUUGAAUUUGGAUCAUACAUCGGAUAGACCAUUUUAAAGGCCUUCAGUCCUCCUCUCGAGUCUUUAUAAUUAAUAUCCAAGUCUGGAGGUUAAAAGUUACUCUCAUCCUGUCUACACUACCUUUCUGCGAUCGAAACUUGUUUUAAUACCUUAUUUAUAUUGAAAUUUCUGCAAUCCGACCCCCCUCUGGGCUGGUUGAGUUAUGUACUUGCCCAUUUUUGGUUUGGGUUUCAAAGAGAUAAUUAUUUCAGCAGCUUCAUAAAAUCUUGAAAUGUCAAAAAAAAAAGUUAUGCGUCAAUUUUCGCAUCACUUACCUAUCCAUCAGUGUUGCACCGAAAAACCUGCGAAAACUUGAAUUUUCCUGGCAUUAUUAGAAAAAAAACAGUGUGCGAAAAUAGGUUCUAACAAUAAUAUAAUUUAUUAUUUUUUUCGUUGAACUGUUAGUGAAUCGAGCUUGUUCAGGUUGUAGAAGCUCUUAGAAAUUACCCUUUUAUCAAAAACCUUGCUCGGUUGCUUCAAGGUGCAGUUUUUGGAUGAUUUUGAAACAACGAAAAAAGCGUUCACUUUCAAGGAAACCAUCCGGAGAGCAGAAGAAACGAACGAUCAACUGAGCGAAAAGGCUCGUCACAGCGAACAAGAGGCCCUUUUACUCCAUAAAAAGGCGUCAGAAGCCGAGGCGGAGUGCCAUCGACUCAGCAUGAGCCACGUCAAGGUUUCACCAGAAUCAUCUUAGAAAAAAUAUAAUUAAAACAUUUUUCCAUAGUCCGAAGAAGCGCUGUUGUUAAUGGAGCGGAAAGCGCGUGAAGCGGAGAUUUACGCGCAAAGGAUUUCCAUGUCUUUGGCCGACGUCAGCCUGGAAACCAACAGAAAGCCACAUUAUUCCAGUCAGACGGCCUUGGUCGUUGAUCCGGUUGGUUUUAUCAGCAAUGAACUUGUAGAUUCUGUAUUUUUAGAAGGUUUAGAAGGAGUUGUAGGGAAUUUCACGCCAUCUUGUCACGUUUUUUUCCCAGAAAUCCUUUAUCUUCAAUAAAAUCGUCUUUUUGUUUUUUUUUGCAGUUUUUCGAGCCUUCUCGGAGCGAAAAAGCAGAAAAAGCUGUAUUUACGAUAACUUUUUUUUUGAUUUUUUUUUUCCAAAAUUCACUUUUAAUCCCCUUUUUUAUUCCAGAUGUGGGCCGGACCGCCGACGAGUUUAUCCACGGGUAAUGGCGGUAUCAUGAGCAACGCCGGGUCUCAUCAUCAGCUUAUGACCUUAGAUGGUGCGGAUUUUUAUCAUUUUGUUAAAAAAUGGAAGAUCCUGAAUAAAUUUUAGUUGGAAAAAAACUUCAAGAAAUAUUAUUUUAUCGAUAAAAAAACUUUCAAUUUAAAAACACUCUGUCAAGUGCUGAGAAUAUAUUUUUUUCUUAAUAAUUCAUACGGUAUAGUCUUUUUUUAUAAAAGAAUAGUUUUAAUUGAUUUUCAGAAUAGUGAAUUUGAAAAAAAGCAUGAAAAUUGUCUGCAGACUACGUCUUUUCGCAUUCUGACCAGGCGCUCAAUUUCACGAUGCUACCUAAAAGUUUCAGCCUUCGGAAAUCCCUACGCCGGAUCCGGCAUGACUUCAAUGACGACCAGCGCUCUGAUGACGCCGCAGCCGAGGCAAAUCCCGACGCGACCACCGCCGCCGCAUCUCCAACAACAGGCCAAUCAUCAACAAAAUGUUAAUAUCGGUCCUCCCAACGGGUAUUAUGGACAGGUGGGCAGUUUCAUUCAAAGAAUAUUUAACUAACGUUGGCUCGAAGUUUUUCCCAUUUCCAAUCUUGUUUUAUAGAAAAAUGGUGAAAUCAGACCUUUUUAGCCCUUUAGAAAAGUCUUAUUUCAGAUUUCGCAGCAUCCAGCACCACCAGACCCCUCAAUUGGACAGCUUUAUGAGCUGCAGAACAUCCGAGGAGAACUCGAAAAAUCGAGGUAAGAACGUUUUUUUUAGGUAGAAAUUUAGAAAGGGGCCAACUGUAGUUUCUAGGUUUUUUUAUAAGUUUUUUUCUAGGUUUUUUUCUUUACAGCACAUAAAAAUUUGAAAAUAAUGCUUGAAAUUUCCUCAAAACUAACAUAGAUCUUGAUUUUUCUGAAUGAAGGAGUUUGUGAAAGAAGGAAUUUUUAUUAUAACUUUUCAGAAACGAGUACGCUCAACGGGCGCGAAUGUUCAAAGAACACCUGGAAGAGCUCCGACGCGACAUCGACGGCCUCAAACGCGACAACAGCGGCGCGACGCGCGAAUAUGACGUCAUCCACGCCCAAAACGUCGCCCUCGGGUUGGAUAAGUUCUCGACGAUGCGAAUGGUGAGUGGGUAGGGAAGAAAUGUCGAUUUUUCAUCAUCGUUUCGAAAAAAAAAUGCGAAUUUUCAUCUCCUCAAUGAAAUAUGUUAUUUAUGAAAUUGAAUCCUAGUUUAUUUUCGUGAAAAUUUGAUAUAUCUCAACUGGAAGAAAAUUUGUCAUAAUUCGUGAUUUGGAAGCUAUCAUUAUAAUAGGAAAAUAAUUAUUCAAGGGAUUUUUAAUUCUUCUUUUUUUGCCUUCUUUAUUCCUCUCAUGAGGUCAACUACCGUUAAAAAAAUUUUUUUUUUAUUGCUGUAAUUUUUUUUUGGAAAAUCUUUCCCUUCUUUCUUGACGUUUCCUAAAUACCUUCAAAUUAACUAAAUGUAUUCGACUUCCUUCUAAAACUAUUUCUCGGCUUCUUAAUCCAAAUCCUGAAGCUUUUCUAUCCAUUUCUAUUGCUCGCUUCUCAUUCUUUCGCACUCCUUGAACCCACAGAUGAAAUCGAAAAGCGCCAGUUCGAUGGAGGCUUACCAUAUCGGACGGCCCUUGUUUUUGCGCCCUAGAGAAGUGGUCGUUGACCGAAGGCUGUCCCAUGACUUGAACGACGAUUUUGGCGAUUAUGACGACGGAAGCGGAUCGUCGGGCCUUCAGAUGCACAUCCUGAACAGUGUCAAUUGGUGGUGGUGGGUGUAGGUUGGGGUGGAGCAUGGAGUUCCCGAUUGCAUGGCUUGGAAUGAUCAUGCAAAAAAUUAGUUCUACGAAUUUCAAAAAUAUCCAGGUGAAUGUAGAUUUGGGAGUUGGUCACUGAUACGUUUUUAAAAAUUUUUUCCUGGUCAAGUCCAAAAUCAUCAAUAUUCUCUUGAAAGUUGUACCAGUAGGCUUUGAAAAUUUAUGAAAGUCCAAAAAUUUUAUUCAAUUCCUUUUUCGGAACUUUCUGGUCAUUGAAUAGUACACCUGUUUGUCCUAAAGGUUGAUCAAGAAAGUCUCAAAUUUCAGAAAUUUGUAUCUUUUGAAGACGGAAGCUUCAAAGGUCUCUUUGUUGUUUUAGAAUUUAGAAAUUUCAAUUUUUUCCUCUCAAAAAUCGGAAAUUCGAAAAAGUGCAGUUUUCUAGAACCUAUAUCCAGUAAAUCAAGGGAUUUCUGGAUUAUUUUUUGAAAUUUUCAAAAUUUUCUGGUAGAAGAACGUCUCUAGUUAUAUAUAACUGAGUAAUAUUCAAAAAAAAUUAGAUUCCUUUCUCCAGCUAUAUUAAUCGAUAAUAGUUUCUCCUUUUUGACUUCAGAAGCAUGAUAUGGAGGUCGCCAAUUUUUCGCAUGCAUUUUUUUCUAAUUUUUUUACAACCUCUAACACUUCACUGAACUUCUAAUCAACUUCAACGCAAAUAUCCUGAAGUUAUUAUUGAAAUAAUGAGUUUUUGUUUUUGUCAAAGAUUUUUUCCUUGAAAGUACGCUUGAUUCGAAUAUUUGUUUUUCUUCCCUGUGGUAGAUUUCAUUAGAUAUUUGAUGUUUUUGGUGUGACUUUCCGUAUUAAAGCCAAAUCCGAGAUUUUUUAACAUUCUCAGUUCAUAAGAUAUCAUGGAACAGAUGGUUCUUGCUGUUUUUGUUGUUUGAAACUUCGAAAAUAAAUUUCAGAAAAUGAAAGGAUUUUUCAGAGCAUGCGAGGUGCGCCACGACAACGCGUCGAAACUUUCGACGGAAUGUAA